AAUGAUUAUCCUUCUCCUUCUGUCAAAAUUGUCUGCCGCUUGCCACAUGUCAGAUAAUAGUUAUUGUGAUUUUACUAAAAUUUUAAUAUAAAACAAUAAAAAAAUGAAACCUCUUAUGCUCCAAGGGCACGAGCGUGCCAUCACACAGAUCAAGUAUAAUCGUGAAGGUGACUUGCUGUUCUCCGCCGCUAAAGAUUCGAAGCCGAACGUGUGGUGGUCUCUGAACGGUGAACGUCUUGGUACAUUCAAUGGACACGGAGGUGUCGUCUGGUGUCUGGAUGUGGACUGGCAGACCAUACACCUCAUUACCGGAGGUGGUGACAGUUCUUGCAGAUUGUGGGAUUUAGAGACCGGCAGGAAUAUAGCAACAAUCAAAACUAACUCAUCCGUGAGAACAUGUAACUUCAGUUACAGCGCCACUCAGGCCGCCUACACCACUGACAAAGCCAUGGGUCACCCUUGUGAGGUAUUUGUUAUUGACACAAGGACUAUUGAUGACUCCGUCUCAAGCCAGACCCCAACCCUGAAGUGGGAGAUCACAGAUACAAAGGUCACAUCAAUGGUGUGGGGCCUUCUUGAUGAGACCCUCAUCACUGGUCACGAGGCUGGAGACAUUAUUCAGUGGGAUCUGAGGACUGGAAAGAAAAUCCACUCAGUAAAGGAACACACGCACCAGGUCCACGACAUGCAGCUGUCGCGUGACGGAACCAUGUUCAUCACCGCCUCAAAGGAUCAAACCGCCAAAUUAUUCGACACCGCCUCGCUCGAGCUCCUCAAGGAGUACAAGACUGAGCGUCCAGUGAACUCCGCUGCCCUCAGUCCCAUCCUAGACCACGUAGUACUUGGAGGAGGUCAGGACGCUAUGGAAGUAACAACUACCUCCACCAGACAGGGCAAGUUCGACGCACGAUUCUUCCACUUGGUAUUUGAAGAGGAAUUCGGUCGUAUUAAGGGACAUUUCGGUCCCAUCAACAGUUUGGCCUUCCACCCCGAUGGCAAGAGCUACGCUUCUGGCGGUGAGGACGGUUACGUACGUGUGCAGAGCUUCGAUCAAUCCUACUUCGAUUAUACCUUUGACUACAACAGAGAGUAAAUAUAAGAAAGGUAUUAGUAAUCUUAAAACAAUAUUAUAAAUGUCAAUAAAACUGUUUUGUACGAAAUGGUC
Messenger RNA from Trichoplusia ni (cabbage looper), 1165 nucleotides. It is a transcript of the gene eIF3i, whose product is annotated as eukaryotic translation initiation factor 3 subunit I. The transcript has 5 exons. Gene Ontology annotation, biological process: cytoplasmic translational initiation. The coding region runs from base 104 to 1093 and encodes 329 amino acids. Gene Ontology annotation, molecular function: protein binding; translation initiation factor activity; RNA binding. Gene Ontology annotation, cellular component: cytoplasm; eukaryotic translation initiation factor 3 complex, eIF3m. The record is from RefSeq and is a predicted model, not a curated record. NCBI's taxonomy places the organism in Eukaryota, Metazoa, Arthropoda, Insecta, Lepidoptera, Noctuidae.